GUGUAUGUGCGUGCGUCUCAUGUGUGGGAGUUUUGAUUGCUGGUGGUGGUGGUGGUAGUGGUGGUUGUUGGUGGUGGUCGCUGAAUAUUGGGUAUACCGAGGCUUCUAAAUGAGGUGGUAGAAGAAGGUGGAAUUACUGAGGAGAGGGUGAUGGAGGGACGUGCGCACCAUCGACUCGCGCAGCGGUAGAGGUGGAGUUGUUACACUCGGCGCAGGCUGAGAGUGGAGUGCGCAUUCACGCAUCUCGACUCUGCACGUGACAGCUAAGAUUUAUUAGCAUCCUUCAUUCGCGUGGAUUUGAGCAAAGGGGCAGAAGAGAUUUUUCUUUUUAUUCCCGACGAAUGCAUCGGGCAUGUCUAUUGCAGUGCACAGCGCGGUGCGCCGAGAGUCGUCGCGAGGGAUGCCGGGCCACACGCGCCCCGCGCGCCGGGGACCCUCCGCCGUCGCCAUGUUGCUCGGAGCCGCCCUGCUGUGCACGAGUCUCGGCGCGACAGCAGGUGAAACGUGCCCCACUGUGACGGGGCUGAGAAGCCACGCGGAAGGCAAUCUCCAGCAGAGGAAAGUCUCAGGGUUCGAACUCACGGCACUCUUCUUGAGAGCGGACAACGACACACCAAGGUCAGGACGGGCACAAGGCUCCAUUCGAGUUGGCACGCGGCCCAUCACUUUCCUCACCAGGGAGGUGUUCCCCCAGGGCCUUCCGCGAGAAUUCUCCUUCACCAUGCUCUUCCGCCUGCGCACCACGUCUCGCAGGGAGGACUGGUACCUGUGGAGGAUGACGGACGCCCAUGGUGCCACGCAGCUGGCGGUGCGUCUGAGUGGCGAGCGCCUCGCCCUGGACCUGGUGGUGCGCGGGACCCCCGUGGGCACGCGGGCCUCGUUCCGCGGGCCGGCCGUGUCGGCGCUCUUCGACCGCCGCUGGCACGCGCUGGCCCUCUCGCUGGGCGGGGGUCGCGCCGAGCUGCGCGUCGACUGCGCGGUGGCCGGAGCCAGGCCGCUGCCCGACCGGCGGCCCUCGGCCGGCCUCGACGACCCCGGGGGACGCACCGAUCUGGCCAAGCGAGUCCGCGACGGAGGCCCCGUCGACUUCGACCUGCUGCGGAUGCUCAUCUACUGCGACCCCCGCCAAGUGGAGGAGGACAGCUGCUGCGAGCUUCCGGGCGCCCAGUGCGCUCAGCGGCUCGAGGCCACGGCGCCUCCGCCCACGAGUCGCCUCCCGCCGGCCGGGCGGUUCUCUCCGCUCGUCUCCACGCUCACCCCGUCGCCCAACUGCUCGUGCUCGCCGGGGCCGUCCGGCCCAGAGGGUGAUCGAGGGCUGCCUGGCCGAGCGGGGAAUGCUGGCUUCAAGGGGAAAUCUGGAUUCCAAGGCUGGAUGGGAGCUGCUGGACCAAAAGGAGAACAAGGGGACAUGGCCGUUGACUGGGAAGGUGGGGGUGAGAAAGGAGAUAAGGGUGAUCCGGGGCAGGCAGGUCAGCCUGGCCUCAAGGGAGACAAGGGUGAAAAGGGUAUUACGGGCUCACCUGGAAUGAUCGGUCUGUCUGGACAAAAAGGUGACCAGGGCGAAACUGGAAUGAAGGGUGAAUCCGGACUUCCUGGAGCCAGGGGUCAGGAGGGUCCGCGAGGAGCACCGGGGGAACCCGGGCCGCCUGGUCCUGUCGGGCCCGCGGGCUUAGCGGGCAUUCCGGGCGAGAGGGGCCCCCUCGGAGAUCAGGGCGCGAAAGGAGACGUUGGCCUUCCCGGAUUCGCUGGAGACGCGGGCAAAGCCGGAAUCCCAGGCAUCCCAGGUAAUCCUGGCAAGGACGGCUCUAAAGGAGACAAGGGAGACAUGGGACUGCCAGGCCCACCUGGACCUCCGGCCGUCACCGCCCCGAUAUCCGGAGCGGACGGCGAUCCCGGACCCAAGGGCCCAGUCGGAAGACCUGGGCUGGCAGGACCUCCUGGCGAUAUGGGCCCUCCAGGACCCCGUGGCGAAAUCGGACCCCUUGGGACCGCGGGGAGGAGGGGUCGUAGGGGCCAGAGGGGAGCGUCGGGGAAGGAGGGACCCCCGGGGAAACGCGGGCCACCUGGUCAGCCCGGGCCUCCUGGAGCCACCGGCAGCCAGGGCCUGCCUGGCGACCUUGGCUCCGUGGGUCGACUCGGAGUUCUGGGUUCACCGGGUUCCCCGGGCAAAGAUGGCAAGGAUGGGCUGCCAGGCUACCCUGGACAAAAGGGAGACAGUGGACCACCGGGUUCCCAAGGGAAUCCUGGCAUCCCCGGCCUCAAGGGUGAUCCUGGGGAGAUUGGCAUACAAGGGCCUUCCGGACAAAAGGGAGACCCUGGCGAUGGUGGUCCACUGGGUCCCAUGGGGCCAAAGGGGGACAAAGGAGAGGAGGGUGAGACAGGGAACCCGGGCUCUGCUGGAUUCAAAGGUGAAAAAGGAGACAGGGGCGACACUGGCCCACGUGGUCCACCAGGCCUCCCCGCUGCUGGUUCUCAAGCGACGGGUGUGAUAACGACGGAGCCGGGACCUCAGGGAGAGCCGGGCCAAAAGGGAAGCAAAGGGGAUGUGGGAGACCUGGGCCCUCGGGGUCCGCAAGGAAGAACUGGCAAUCCGGGUCCUCUCGGACCUGACGGGCAGAAGGGAGAGAAAGGAGAGACCGGUCCCACUGGGAUUACUGGACGAGACGGACCACCUGGGCCUCUGGGAUCGCAAGGACCCACAGGACUGCCCGGUGUGCCUGGUCUGCCUGGGCCAAUGGGAAUGCAGGCAAAACCUGGGGCAAAAGGCGAAAGGGGCGUUCCUGGUGUCGAGGGAGCCACGGGCCCUCUUGGACCUCGUGGUCUGCCAGGCCCUCCCGGCCUACAGGGCCCCCUAGGCCUCGGUCUCCCUGGCAAACUGGGGGAGAGAGGCCAAGCAGGUCCAACAGGCCCGCAAGGCCCCAAGGGUGAGCGAGGGUUUUCUGGAAAUCCGGGUCCCCCAGGGGAGAAAGGUCAGCCUGGUAUAGGUGUUCCAGGUCCUCAGGGACCUCAGGGGACCGCUGGCGAGAGAGGGCCUCAGGGUCCAAAAGGAGCUCCAGGAUUCCCAGGCCUUCAAGGAAUCCCUGGAAAAGAUGGAGACCCUGGGAAGGAUGGAAGACCAGGAAUCCAGGGCCCCCCUGGCAAGCCGGCACCCCUGCCUUUGAUCUCGCAAGGGGAGAUGGGAAACCUGCUCAAGAACGUGUGCAGCAGUUGCCUGACAGGAGCCCAGGGCUCACCAGGUCUCCCCGGGCUCAAGGGAGAUAAGGGCCCCACGGGGAGUCCUGGUGAGGAUGGACGAGACGGGGAGAAGGGAGAUGCUGGUUCUCAAGGUUCUGCCGGAACCCCCGGAGUGGAUGGGAUGAAGGGCAGCAAAGGAGAGAGGGGGUUGACAGGCCCUGCAGGUGACAAAGGGGAAAGGGGUCUCCCAGGGUUACCUGGGUAUUUUCCUGAGCCCAGCGUCAUCGGUUCUCAAGGAAUGCUUGGAGAAGUCGGUUCCCCAGGAUUAAGAGGCCCGCCCGGCAUAAAGGGAGAGCCAGGAGAGGCUGGGCUUCCCGGUCCUAUGGGCCUGCCAGGACCACCUGGCCUGCCUGGGGUGGAUGGAAGGAACGGCAGAGAUGGACAAUCUGGUGAAAAGGGCAUGAAGGGGGAGCCGGGUCUGGUGGCAUUCGAUGGAGUAGAGGGGAACAUGGGUUUUAAAGGAUUUACUGGAGAACCAGGUCCACCUGGGCCAAAGGGUGAAAAGGGCCCGUCUGGGCUCCCCGGGAGGGAUGGCAUUCAAGGGAUUGACGGGAGCCCAGGUCUCCCUGGGCCACAGGGACCCCCGGGGCCCAUCGGAGAACCGGGUCGCCUGGGACCUCCAGGGCAUCACGGCCUCCGAGGACUUCCAGGAGAAGCUGGCGCGAAGGGAGACCAGGGCUCCGUGGGAGACGUUGGAUUCCCAGGAUCACGAGGACCUCCGGGGCCUAUGGGACCUGUGGGGAGAGCUGGGGAGCCGGGUAGAGAGGGCCAGCUUGGAGGGAAGGGAGACCGUGGGCAGAAGGGAGAACGCGGGGAGCCCGGGAUUCAGGGCGACCAGGGACUCCAGGGAGACAAGGGCCUACAGGGCGACCAGGGACUCCAGGGAGACAAGGGCCCAUCCGGCCAGCCGGGGCCCCCAGGGGUGAAGGGCAUCACCGGGCCGAUGGGGCCGUACGGUAUCCCCGGCGAGAGGGGCUCACCCGGCCUGCCGGGGUUGAUGGGGCCCGUCGGGCCACAUGGACCCAAGGGUGACGCUUUUCCCCUUGACGAGAUGAAGCGUCUGAUAAGAGAAGAGGUCACCAGGAUAUUAGAAGAUCGACUCACGAGGGUGAUGGCACACAUCCAGUCGCCUGCAGCCAUCGUCACAUCCCCGGGGAGACCAGGGCCUCCUGGCCCACCGGGAAGGGAUGGCACGCCCGGUCGACCUGGCAUGCUUGGGGAACCAGGUCCACAGGGAUCAAUGGGGUCCCAGGGCCCUCCCGGCAUACAGGGUCCUCAAGGCGAUAGGGGCCCCAAGGGUCAACGAGGGGACCCUGGGAUCGCGAUCAAAGGGGAACGCGGAGUUCCAGGACAACCAGGCACACCGGGCAACCCCGGGCAGGCCAAUGACGGCAGCCCAGGCCCCCCAGGGCCUCCAGGCAGGUUCGGCAUAGCGGGGAUGCCAGGGCCACAGGGGCCUCCGGGCCGGGCCGGCCGCUGUGACCCGACGACGUGCCAGCAAGCGGCCCUGCUUGCGUACCGCGACCGUCGGGACACGGAAAGGCCUUGACGGGAGACGAGGAGACGAGAUCUGCGGAGAUGUUGGGCACGGCGGGGGGGGGGGGGGGGUGAUGCGAAAUCACGUAAGGGUUGCCCCCCUCUGAUUAUGACAGAUGGAGGUGUUGUCAUGGCCAAGGCCUUUCAUGCCACCAAACCUCGCUAACCCUUUCUAUUCUCUCGAGCAGAUUCCGCGGCUGCUGCACAGUAGGCGUGCGACAUCCGAGACGACCCGCCCUAACAGCAUCCCACCCCUCCCGUCAUCUGCUCUGAGGUCUUCCCCUUGGUUGCCAGACUCGUGGAAACCACUCCAAUGCUUUCCACCUCUUAGGUACCAAAAAACAAACAGGACACAUAAUGGGAAUAAUAAUAUCUCUCAAUACUGCAAGAGGGGAGACCUACCUGUAAUUGUAUUUUAUCUUUGGUGGUGCAUUAUUAUAUUAUUACGCAAAUAACGUCAUGGAAGGACUAUGUGAUUUUGGCAGGAGAGCUACCUCAAUAAGAGCACGAUCCUGGAUAGACCAGGACAGGUGACAACCCUGGCGUUGCGGCCUAGCGGUGGAGGAUGUUUACGAUCCCAUGCUGUGGCUGCUCUGCGCUCUGAAUGAUCGCCGCGUGAGGACACUUUACGUUCGGGCAAAAAAGUUGGCGACCGUUUGUUGCUUUCGCGUAAGACUGCAGGGAUUUAGCGUUCGCAGUGACGGAUAGGCGCAGGAUGAGAAUGCUUUACAGCCAUCGUCGUUGAUAAUACGGCCAUAAGGAUAAAAUUAUUGCGAGACGUACCUUUCCCCAUCGUACGUUGACGUUGAAUCCAGUUGAGAACAGUCUUAUGCCACCAGUGAAGAGACGCUUUAUUGGUCAGAAUUUGAUCAAUAUAUUGGCAACGUAUAAAUAAUAUCGGUUUAAGCCUGACAAUUUUGACAGGUGCUGGAGGGUUAAUUACGAUAAUUUUGGCUUAAAACUACCACUUGACCUCACCCAAAACAAAAAAUGGAUCAUAAAAUACCAUAUUCGCCUGAUUUAUAAGAUUUUCCAAAAAGUAAGACGCACCCCAAAAUUGUGCCCGGUGUAAAUAAAGUUAUACAAAUCUGGUCAUGCACGAACCUACUGGAUUAUAAGAUGCACCCACGACUUUAGCUUUAUAAUACAGGGGGUAAAGGUGCGCCUUCUAAUCUGGAGAGUAAGUUUGUACAAGAUAACGUUACAUUUUGGGCAUCAACACUUUGUCAGGGCGCCACGGUGGCGAGAUGUUAACUACCUCGCCUGGUAUACAAGAGGUUGUGGGUUUGAUCCCGACCCUGAUGCCUGUAUAUUUGGAGUUUGCAUGUUCUCUCUCCCCGCGGUCGUGUGGAUUUCUCUCCGGAUCCUCUGGUUUUUCCCUCGACAUCUUUGUCGAGCUUUCAUUUGUGGCAAGGUCGCUUCUGCAAACAAUAGCUAUAUAUGAAACAGAAAAAUAGGACAGAAAGAUGUGGCAUAGUUGCAAAUUCUGCCGCACUCUUAUUUAAUCUCCUUCUCUUCGUUAAUUCACAAUUACAUGUUUAUGUUCGUACGAGAUGGCCUGUUAUUGGUGGCCGUGGUAAAGCAUUGUCAGCCUGGCGUACACUCACGCUGUGCAUUGGUAUCACUGGCAAAUUUGAACGAGGGGGAGUUUCAGGCAGAGUAAAUGACAAAAUAUAUCAAAUCUGAUGACGAUAAUACGGUGUCCAUUAAUGUACCAUUAUUACGUGAUUAUACAUAGACGGCAGUUCGAAAUGCGUGGUUGAAAUGUUGGAAGGCCCGCUCCUCCCAUACCUAACAUUUUAAAAACCUGAAAUCUUGAAUGAUCAACAGCAGCGCAUAAGAUGCGUGUUCGAAACAAUCAGAGCCGAGAUGCUGGCAGAUACCCAGCCAGGACUCAAAACUCAACGUGGUAUUUGUCACCAAAGCCAUAGUGGGCACAUCGAUGAUUCACACCACCAAAUACUUGUAUGUGUGUGUGUAGUUUUAUCGAGAUUGAUUCCCGCUCAUGUCCAACAACGGUGACGAAUAUCUGACCUCCGCUAGGUCGACUCAGCCUUAAAUGAGUACAAAGUUCGGUGUGCCGGCUUCAAAAUGUUCUCGCGAAGAGCACUUGCCCCGACAAUCUGUUAAAAUACUAUAUGGAGUAUAUACACUUUGGUUCCUUUUCCGUAAAGUCACGUAGGUAGAAAAAUAAUGGGUCACGACGUUUCGAUCGCAACACAAGCAGUCGUCAUGAAUCACAGCAAGAAAAAAACGUUGUGAUCUAUUUUUUUCUACCUACGUGACUUUACCGAAAGAACCAAAGAGUAUGGAUUUCCGCAGUCACGAAAGCUUCAAAUCAAGAUUAUAUGGAGUAUCUUUGGCUUUAUCUUGGUGGUUUUUUCAACUUAGCUCAAACUGCUGUCUUAUUAUAAUUCCUUAACGAUGUAUGGUAAUACCGAUAUGUACACCCUGUACGUUUAUUUCUUAAACUAAUUUCACCCUCACUGGCCCAUGCGAGUGAAGGUGGGAGGGGGCGGGGUGGCAACCCGAUUUCAAUUUCAAAGGCUCCUGCAGCCCCCAGUUGCCCAGUGAUGCCAUUGUCGUUACCACUAGCUCUAGUGGCCACUCCUCGCAGGAGGCCGUGGGGGGGAAAAAAAACCCUUGCGUUGAACCUCUCCAAAUCCCUCGUUAGGACCUCCUUAUCGACACGGACGCGCAAGAUGCAGCAGGAUGCUCGCACGUGGAUUCGCCGACACGAGGCAACCACGCAAAUGAAAGGGGGUGGGGGGGGGGGGUGUAACAGAAACUAAAAAACGUGAUAACCCACGCAAUCUAUUUUGUCUAGCAAGUCGGACUCUUGUUCCUAGUAAAUGUGGAUUAAGUGGAUGAAAACAAUGAAUUGGUAAGUUCGUUGUGCGGCCAUCUGUGGGGCGAUGGUACGAUAAUAACUGUAUCAAGUGGAUCGUUAAAGUGCUCCAGUGAAGCAAGCAAGGGUUGUCUUUUUAAACGAAUAUAUGGGUUAUCCAGUUUUAGUUUCCCACCCCCCCCCCCCCCAGGACAAUCAUCAAAUUACUUUUAUUCUAAACAAAACGUUUCCUUUUUUUUACCAUGAAACACAUGACCGAAACUUUUUCAAAUGUUAAAGCGCAUUAUCGAGGCCAGUUUUAAUUAACUAAACUUUGAUAAGUAAAUAGCUUUAGUUGCGCUUUUGAAAAAAACGUUAUUUUUUACACGAGUGGUUAUCAUAAAACUCCGUGCACUAAGGUUUAUUUUCUGCGUACAAAAAACAAUACCUACGCUGAUACACUGUUUAAUCUCUUAGUUAUAUUUUUUUGGACGGGGUGGUUGUACAAUGACACGUCCAGCGUCAUGGGAUAUUUGAAUACUGCUGUACUGUUUAACCAUCGCGUUUCAAAUCACGGAAAACUAGAAAUGGUUUCCAGUUGAUAUAUUUUUUUGAUUGUUUUCAUUGCGCUCGCGAUUUGCGGUGCAGUCCGGUAAAGUUUAAGUGCGAUCCUUAAAGUACCUCAAAUCCUGCCGGUCGGGAUUUUUUUUUCCGGCCGCUCUUGUUUAUUUACUGUUUUUGUUUUAUAUAACCUCAUUUCGUGUCUUUUUUCUGCGCGCGCGUGUCAGCAAAAAAGAUUAUUAUUCUCGAAGUUAACCAAAAGUGCCACCCCAUCCAAUGCACCAGUUUUGGGCUGUUUGUUUUUAGCAGUGUGUUGAUUUGGAUGUGAUGGCACAUUCCUAAAAUCCAAUGGGGGGGGGGGGGCUGGCGGUGUGGGGGCAUUUUCUGUUGUCUCUUUUCCAAUAUGAUUCCGGUCGUUGUUGCUACUGGCAUCACCGCAUGAGACGAAGCAACCGUAAGGAACUCAUGCUCAAUCUCAACCUUGUAGUGCCCCGCUGCCGCACAGUGGUCGCUCACUCUCGAAGGGAACGACUUGAGAGACGCGAGGAAGAACCACAGACAAGCGGCAGUGCACCUGGCACCAAAUCCCCUCCACCCCUGCUAACUUCUGCAGUCCUCUAUAUAUAAAGGUGUUAUUGGCCAAUGAAUCAGUGUUCACAUUCUUGGAGACUCACUGAGGCCUACUUGCUCGCAGGUAGGCCUCAGCUAAAAUGCUUUAAAUGCUAUCGGGUGUGCAGACGGUGCAACUGCACUGGGGUCCACUGGCAGGAGGAGGGCAUCCAGGCACGAUAAUACAUCUCUAAUUGGCUGGAAUUAUCUCCGUAAGCGGGAAUUGAUUGGAAAAGAGACAGUACCUGGCAAUAGAAUGGCUGCGAGUUCAUUGUUUUCUUUAUUGUUGCAUCAAAAUUUUUUGUGUUUCUGCUAAAUAGAUCACAUUUUCUGGCCAGCAUAGUAAUUUAAUAUUUUCAGUGGAGUGAGUCACCACUAUCUUCGAUUUAAAGGUGUUUGUAGUCAUUGUUUAUGAUGUAUAUAUAUAUUUUUAAACAAUUUUCUAGCUAUGGGGUUGUUUUAUUUGUCAUUUGUUGAUUAACAGUCGUACAUUUUUUCGAACAAAAUAUACUACAUGAGAAGACUUCCUUUCAAAACACAUGAAAUAAUCAUACAUUGUAUCUCUUUGUCUCCACUCCUUGACGAAGGCCUUCCCUUGCUGUGACGGUUGUGGGAAUUAUUAACCAUACUUCACCAUGCUGGUCAGUGCGUGUUCGCGAGGUGGGUCAAUCGCCAGCAACGUGAGUCUUGGCUGGAAACAGAACUCGGGUUUUCAGGUUCGUAGUGCUAUGUGUGCAACAACUGCACCGCCGCUCCCCUUCGAAACCCAGAUAAAGCAGACCGCACAGACAUGUGACUUUAAGCAUUCGGUAACAUUGGGUAGACUCAAAACCACCUGCAGUGUUCCGUGUGAGGUCAGUGCGGGAGGUGGCAUCUGUUGAGAAAGUAUCACCUUUGGUGAGAGAGUAAGUCGUGAGUGAUUCCCAUCAGCCCUGAUGCAAGCAAGGAAGUUGGGCCCUCUGUCUUUCCACCCCUCUUCAUAGCCCAGAACCUGGGUGCCUCCGGCGCCCAUGUGUGCAGUUGUGUGCAGUUGUGUACAUAUCCUUACUACUUUGGGUAUUCCAGUUUAAAAUAAAUUAACAGAUGACUCGUGCAUCGAUAGUAUUGGGAUGAGUUUUAAAUAUAUUGUAAGUUUGCCAUCAAGCUUGCAUUUUGGAAAGCAGAUUUUGUUUUACUGAUUUUUGGUGGCAUGUUGCACGUCCUCGAUCUCUUUGUUUUUAGGGAGAACAUCUUUUAAUCUCUUAAUAUAUCGGUACAACCACCACUGAAUUCGGACCAACAGGGAGAUGAUGAUCGCAGCUCAAGGUCAACAUUUUUCGUGUGACAUUUUAGGGAUGCUCCUGAUGUGUAAUAGACGUACCGGAACUGCAAUCAAGUAGAUGUCACCAAUUCUAUUGGUCUCCUGGCGUGCCUGGCGUGAUAGUUGAAAUGCAAACACCACAGUCUACAUGAGCAGCAGAUCGCGUGUGGUGGCACAAAGUGUGGCCAGGCCAACAGUGGUGUGAGAAAAUAAUUGUAGCGCUGCACCAUCAUCUUGUUUGAUUGUAUCACAAUACAGGUGAUUUUUAGAAUUACCUCACUGCUCUCCCACUCUCUUGUGAUAAAGUUAACCCUGCCCUCCGUCACCUCCGGGACACACUGCUGAAAGACCACAGUGCAAUGCGUACCAGUUAAAUAAUAUUUUUCACUACAUUUAAAGUAUUUUUGUAUUCUUGUCAUAUGUAAAUAAGCGCUAUUGACCAAUUGCUUGCGGCAAAAGUGCGAGUUAUUCUGGUUGUGCAAUUGUCUUGGCCUUUGUCAGAUAGCCUUAUAUAACAUGAUACUGUACCGCCUCUCCUGCGGUGUGUGUGUAUAUAUCGAACAUUAGUGGGGUGAGAUAUUUGUGAGAUCCAAUUUCGUAAAAUGGUAUUUGAAUUACAUUUCUUUAUUUUUUUGAUGUGUUGAUAUUACUUUCUGGCUGGAUACUUUUAUUUUCUUUAUUUGUAUACAUUUUAAAGAGUUACACAGGGUACUUUUUUGUGAUAAAGCAAUUGGUGAGUUUAACUGUGCACUGUAUGUUUUUACAGUGUUUGCUGUUCUGUAUUUAUGAACAUGUGUUGUUGGAAGUGAUUUUAUUUGAUGUGGUGCUACGAACACAAAUAUACUGCACACACAUACAAACAAUUUCCCACAUAGCCAUACAUAUGGCUGCUGCUGCUGCUGAAGCACACAAGGGGGUGGUGGAGUCACCACCACCGCUGGUUGCUCACCUGUAUCUCUAUAGUCCUGAUGCACGUCGAUGCGUAUACAGCAUAACUGUACCUAUAAUCACCGGCACCGCACACUUGGGAUGGGUUGUUGAUUUGAAAAAAAAAUUGGAUUCCACAUUUUUUUUAUUUUAAGGCAAAUUUCAGAUAAUUUUUAAUACAGGUAUUUUCAGAUGAUUUACAUAUAAUAAUGUAACAUGUCUUCGUGCUAACAGAAGUGACAUCAUCCCAACGCCACUUUUGGCAGAAGCAGGAAAGUUAGGUCAUUUCCUGUGCCAUCAUUUCCCGUGGUGCCAUGUUUCUUGAAUUUAUCGAUCCAAAACCAAUAAAAAUUCAGAUAAUCCAAAAUGUUGUGUCGAGGCCAGAUGUUCGAAUUGUUUUCACUUAAUUACAAAAAUCUGAAACAUCCCUAGUACACACACACACACUUAUAACUUUUAAAACAUAUUUGGAGCAGUUUCAGAUUGCAUUUCACUCCGAGCAUAUUAACUAUUUGGUAGUUUUAUUUAGCAUGUUGAUCUUACUGUUGUUGUUUUUUUAUACAUUCCUUUAUUUUCAUGAUUCCUUGAAAUCUCACGGUGUGUAUCGUCAUCUAGAAUGUGGGUUGGUAUACUCUGCUGGUUAAGGUUUUAUAGUGGAAUGUUUUACUGGCAAUCAAUUUAACCGAGUUAAGGUGUUUCUACCACACCUGCACGUGCACACAUUGUACCAUGUAUGUAUGUCAGCACAUGCUUGUUAAGAAUUGAUAUUUUCCAACACUUUAUAAUGUAUUUGGCAUUAUGGUUUUUAAAUAACGCAACCAUUCGUUCCUGUUGUUUUAAUUUGCAUGCUCAAUAUUUUUAAAGUAUUUUCGUGACAAAAAAAUUAAGAUGAAGCAAUUUCACAUCAUCCAUGGAUUUUAAACUUUACCUAGUUCUAAAUAAAGGUGAUUAUUUAUUAAAUUAUUCAUUGGUUGAACCAUGAGUCACGAUCCGUCUGAUUAUGCCCCUUAUAAUAGACCAGGUUCUUAUAAAUAGUAUCACAAAUUAUAUUUUAAGAGCUCAAUUCACAUAUGGCCCAAUUUUGGUUUACAUUUUUUUUAUUCCAUUGCCAAAACUGGUGAAAAUCAGUAAACGUAGUUUGUAUCGGCCAUUUAAGAAUUCACAUGAAAUAUCAUUGAAUACAUGAGCCCAGUUGGUGCAUGCCCCUUUUCUGGUUAUAUUUUUUUGGAAAAUUGUGCCAUUUGAACAAAAUUGAAAUCACCACCGUGAUAUGUUUCGACCGUUCUCACAUGACAGACAGUUGCUGAAGAAUGACCAACUCACGAUGGUGGGUUAAUAUCUGGUUGAAGUUGUGUAUUUUUAUGGCCAGACUCUAAUCCUGGCAAAACGAUUUGCCCCAUUUUGUGACGGUGGAAACGUGGUCACUGUUCGCCAACAAUGUGAAUCGAGCCCAUUGGCUUUCCAACACAUGACUGCACAAUUAAACUUGUGAGAAGAAAAACACGCAAUUAUAUCGCCAGUUAUAUAACCACACUAAUUCUCAUGAAUGAAUAAAAAGUGUAAUUAUUCAUGGAGCAUUACUUAAAGCUCAAUUAACAUUUAAUAAAAAAAAUAUUAAUUUGGACCUUUAAUGGACCCUACCAUGCGGUGUUUUACAAUUGGUAACGAGCAGGUUAUAUUACAUCAGGGGUGUCAUGAUUCAUUAAUCCGAUUCUUACUCUCACCGUCCAUGCAUGCGUCGAAUCACGCACGUAAGAAUCGAAGAUUGUCCUUUCAUAUACUGUACCUUCUAUGUUCACGUGGAUCCUGUUGCCAUCAACUUGUAACAGAAAAAAAAAUCCAUUCUUGAAUGGAAGUGAUGGAAAUCGUAACAAUUCAUUGUGUUGCAGAAGGAUUUGUCAUGAUAUACCUGCUGUGCCCAUAUCGCCUGCCGUAUAGACAACACAUCUUUCUUAAUGAAUUACAUUCUGUCAUAUACCUUACGAGGAGACGGAGGUAUAGGCGGAUAUUUUAACAGCUAUAGAACAUUAUAUUUACACUGUGCUGGGUGUGGGGCAGUUAACUGAUCAGGGCAGACAGUCACGGUCGGAUAUGCGACAUGCUGUAUUUCAUCAGCUGUUAUAAAACGGUGCUUUGAAGAAUCACGAUCAAUGUCUAUUUUUUUGUUAAUUGAAGACGAGGUACGUGAUAAUUAUAUGUUGCCGUCCAUCGUGAUUUUGAAUGAUUUAGAAUUGUUUUGAUACGUUCUGUACUUUCAUGUUCCUAAAUGUAUUUUAUUUAGCGAGAAAUACUAAAUAAUAAAGUAUACGAAGUAAUGAA
This is a messenger RNA of Petromyzon marinus (sea lamprey), 13313 nucleotides long. RefSeq lists its product as uncharacterized. NCBI's taxonomy places the organism in Eukaryota, Metazoa, Chordata, Hyperoartia, Petromyzontiformes, Petromyzontidae. Gene Ontology annotation, biological process: extracellular matrix organization. Gene Ontology annotation, molecular function: extracellular matrix structural constituent conferring tensile strength. The record is from RefSeq and is a predicted model, not a curated record.